CUCCCCCGCCACCACCUCUACACGACCCCCGCCCUCCGUCCCCGAGAAGGAGCCGUGUUAGGUCUCCUUGGCGGGCCCGGGGUGCAGCCAUGGCGGACGGCGGCGGCGGGGGUACGGGUGCUGUGGGCGGCGGCGGAGCUGGCCCAGCCUCGGCGGGGGCGGGGACCGGCGCGGCGGGGGCCGGGAGCGGCGGCCCCAGCAACCCGGCCUCGCUUCCUCCCGGCGACCCGCAGCUGAUCGCCCUCAUCGUAGAGCAGCUCAAGAGCCGGGGCCUGUUUGACAGCUUCCGCCGGGAUUGCCUGGCCGACGUGGACACCAAGCCGGCUUACCAAAACCUGCGGCAGAAGGUGGACAAUUUCGUGUCCACACACCUGGACAAGCAGGAAUGGAGCCCCACGAUGAACAAAAACCAGCUGCGGAACGGCCUGCGGCAGAGCGUGGUCCAGUCGGGGAUGUUGGAAGCCGGAGUGGACAGAAUCAUCUCCCAGGUGGUGGACCCCAAACUAAACCACAUCUUCAGGCCGCAGAUAGAACGAGCGAUUCACGAGUUCCUGGCGGCCCAGAAGAAAGAGGCCGUGCCGGCGCCGCCCCCGGAGCCCGACGGCCAGGACCCUCCGGCCCCCGCCCAGGACGCGUCCUAAGGACAUGCCUGACGUCUUUUGGAAGCUCCGUUGAACAGCGGGGAAGCAGCGGACUCAGUUGGUGACAGGACCACUGCAGAGUGAAAACUGGCCAAGGUUGUCCCUGGCUGCACCUUUGACUUCGGGGUGCGGACCCCAGUGAGCGGGGAGCAAGUCUGGCCUGUGUCCCUGCCAUCGGCCCACCUGUCCGAGGAGCUGGCACCAGCAGACACUACAGAGAUCUGCAGGAACACUACACUAGCCUGGGGUUGUCCUGGAAGAGCCUUCAUACUUGAACUUGGGGACUGCGUGUGACUUCAGGGUUCGCACUGGGGCGUAAAUGACGGCUGCGGUGCAGGGCCGGGGCAGGCCCCGAGACGCAGUUUCUGAGGGCGCGGGUAGCCGGGGUGAGUGGGCGAGCUCAUUUGACGCCGUUUCUCAGAGCUGCGAACUAGAACGCACGAGCCGUUAGCGUCAAAUAGCUCUCACGUUGUGGUGACCCUCUAGUACGAGUCUCCCCCCCCCCCGUGACAGAGCCCGGCCGAUGCAUGCAGAGGCUCGAACACUGGGACGAGGAGAACGUGCGUGCGCGCUCCCUGCAGGGCCGGGAGGCUCAGGUGUGUGUGUGUUUUGUCAUGUUCGUGUUUUUUAGAAAAGUGAAUGAU
Messenger RNA from Phyllostomus hastatus (greater spear-nosed bat), 1285 nucleotides. RefSeq names its product biorientation of chromosomes in cell division 1 (gene BOD1). The transcript has 4 exons. The coding region runs from base 90 to 641 and encodes 183 amino acids. The record is from RefSeq and is a predicted model, not a curated record. Lineage: Eukaryota; Metazoa; Chordata; Mammalia; Chiroptera; Phyllostomidae.